CGAUACGAAAAAUAUUUAAUUGUACGACUUUGAAGAAAAAGAAACCAAUUAUUUUCUAUUUUCUAUGUACUAUUUUUAUAAAUAUCGUAAUCAAUAUGUUAAAUGACAGUAACGAAGAUAAGAAAAUAUGAAAUAGUAUCGUGCACAUGUGUGUCAGUUCUGACGAAUAUGUGACAUGUAACAAUAGGUCAAAUUAAAAGGAUUUAUGAAAAAAUAUACAGUAGAUGUAUCGAUAAAAAGUUAAUAUGGCAACAUCAGAGAGUGAUGAUUUUGAGAGUGCUGACGAAGAAUUAGCUCAUAAUGUAACUUCAAAAGUUAAUGUAGAAGAUACGAGGUGGCCUGGUAUGCAAUCGGUCGUUGAUUCUGAAUCGGAUGACGAUACAGAAUGCAUUCCACAGUUACCCAGAAAAAAUAUCUUAAUCUAUGAGAAGCCCAGAUUCCGUUCUUUUCCAAGAGAAGUUGCUAACAGUGAAGAAAAACUUACUACCUUAAAGGAUACGCCUACUAAAGAAUGUAACGACGAAGAAAGUAAAGUGUCUGCUGAAAAAAUGCAAGAGAUUGUUUCUACGGCAGAUAUAGUAACAGAAACAACAGUAAUCAAAGACAAUACAUUAGAAACUUGUGCUAUGAAUCAAGAAAAUUCUAUAGAAGUUACAUCUAAAAAUAUAUCGACCACCAGUCUUAAAGAGGAAAAGUUGCCUAGAUCUAGAAGAUCAGCCGAUGGUCCUAGAAAACUUGGUGUCAAAAAACUAGGAACAAAGAUUAAAAAAGAGUCUGAAAUUACACCUAAUACGACUGAAAAUGUAAAAGAAAAUAUAUCUACAAAGAAUGUAAUUUCUAAGCAAUCUAUAAAGGAGAUAGAUGUUGUUUCUAAUAUAUCUUCUAAUAAGGAUCUCUCAGAAGUUGACAUGCCUGAAGAAUUGAAAUCAAAUAAAAAAUUUAAAGAGAUAUUUAAACCUCAAGGAUGGGAAAAAAUUGGUAAUAAUAUAGAAUUAGUUGAAGAUCUAACGGAACAAAAAAUUCAACCAGUAUUAGAUAGAUUAUCCUUAGAUGAUAAAGAUACUGAAAAUUCUUUGUGGGCCAAUUGGGGUAGUUGGGGAGUAAGUUCCUUGAUUAACACUGCUUCUGCUGGAGUUUCUACUUUGACAACUCAUGUUAGUCAAGGAUUAUUGCUUUUGGAAGAGACAAUAAAUGUAUCGGAUGCCUUGCAGUUGCAAAUGAUACAAAAUACUCAAGAAGUAGAAGAAGAAGAAGUUGUAAUUCCUGAAAAAGAGUCUAAAGAAACAGAAUCUAAUCUGUCUCAAGGACCUUUUGGUUUAAGUAGUUUUUUAUUUGGAGUUUCAUCCAUUACAAAACUAGUUGAAUCGACUGGUAGCAAAGUUAUGACCAGUGGUUUAGAUACCUUAGAAGCAAUAGGUAAAAAGACAAUGGAAGUUCUACAAGAAGGUGAUCCUGGUUUAAAAAAAAAGAGAGCAUUUUUUAUGACAGAAGAAAAUAAACCAAAUUUAUCUCAAAUACUUAGAGAAGCAAAAGAAAAAGCAGCAUCUGAAGAAAAAACUAUUGAAGAGAAACAGUUGGCAAGAAAGAUUCACUUCGAAUCUUUAUUUGAUGAUUAUCAAGGUCUGGUUCAUCUAGAAGCAUUAGAAAUGUUGUCAAAGCAGUGUAAUAUAAAGAUUCAAGGAUAUCUGAUAAAUCUUGACGCGGAAGAUUUGGUGUCCUUGCAAGAAACAUUAGAAGAAGUUAAAGAGUUAUGUGAUUUAGAUGACGAAGAAAAUAAAUCAGAAAAUAAAAAAGAUCUCAAAAGUCGUUUGGCUGAUGCUUGCCAAGAAUUAGAAAUUAUUAUUACAUAUGAAAAACUUGAAGAUGUUUGGAAUGAAGUUAAAUCUAGUUCAUAUCUUGCCUCGCCCAUGUCUCAUACGAAUCUGGAGAUCUUUCAAUGUGCUAUUUCUACUAUAGCAAAGUUUACAGCAGUUAGUGUGGAAAGGUUUCAUAAAACUGCAGAAUUACUUUUAAUUAAAGAAAGACGUAGUACUGCAAGUGAAGCAGAUGCACUUGUUCGACUAACACAUAUCUUAACAGAUGAGAUUAGUUUACUGGCUACACAUUUCUCCGAUGUAUUAAAUGAAUUUAUUAAAAUGUCUAACAAUGCAGACAGUAUUAAUGAUAAUAUAACAACAAUCUUUUUUGAAGCUGAAAAUGCAAGUUCGUACAUUCAAGAUGCUUUUAAAUUGUUAAUUCCAAUCUUACAAGUUGGUGCUCUUUAAAUGGAUGAUUAUCUUGUGAUAAUGAUUUGUUUAAAUAGAACAAUGCAGGUUCGUAUAUGAGAAAACGAUAGAUUGAUUUAAGUGUAAAUAUGAUAUAAUGAAAAUUUAUAUAAAAUAUCUAUUUCAAUUAUUUUAUAUAUCAGCAUUAAGGUGAUGGUUUAUAAAUAUGUAUAUUAUUUUUUAGAUCUUCUUAUGCACUUUGUAUUCAUUAUUAACAAAGAUAAUCAUGUAUGAAACUCAUAUUCCAAUAACGAAAAAGAUGUCUGAAAAUUUAUCUUAUGUUUAAUAUUUUUAUGAAUUAUGAAAAUAAAAAAGAAAAAGGAAAAAUGUAAAA
Molecule: messenger RNA, 2598 nt
Organism: Vespula pensylvanica (western yellowjacket)
Lineage: Eukaryota; Metazoa; Arthropoda; Insecta; Hymenoptera; Vespidae
Product: protein FAM114A2
Exons: 6
Coding region: 246-2264 (672 amino acids)
Source: RefSeq, a predicted model, not a curated record